AUGCAAAUUUUUGUGAAGACGCUAACGGGUAAAACCAUUACCCUUGAUGUGGAGCCUUCUGACACUAUCGAAAAUGUGAAGGCAAAGAUCCAGGACAAGGAGGGUAUUCCUCCUGACCAGCAGCGCCUUAUCUUUGCUGGGAAGCAGCUUGAUGACGGCAGAACUCUCUCCGACUACAACAUUCAGAAGGAAAGCACACUCCACCUGGUGCUUCGCCUGCGUGGUGGCAUCAUCGAGCCCUCCCUGGCACUGUUGGCAUCCAAGUACAACUGCGAGAAGAAAAUAUGCCGGAAGUGCUAUGCACGUCUCCCGCCUCGGGCCACGAACUGCCGCAAAAAGAAGUGUGGCCACACUAGUCAGCUGAGACCCAAGAAGAAGCCGAAGAGUUAA
This is a messenger RNA of Eimeria acervulina, 390 nucleotides long. Its product is annotated as ubiquitin / ribosomal protein CEP52 fusion protein, putative. Gene Ontology annotation, biological process: translation; protein ubiquitination; modification-dependent protein catabolic process. Lineage: Eukaryota; Apicomplexa; Conoidasida; Eucoccidiorida; Eimeriidae. The record is from RefSeq and is a predicted model, not a curated record. Gene Ontology annotation, molecular function: structural constituent of ribosome; protein tag activity; ubiquitin protein ligase binding. The transcript is spliced from 2 exons. The coding region runs from base 1 to 390 and encodes 129 amino acids. Gene Ontology annotation, cellular component: ribosome; nucleus; cytoplasm.